AUGCUGUCUUCCACAAAGUCCCCAGUUCAGUCACUGGCCAUGCUCUCACGCUGGACUACUGUGGUCUCUGUAGCUCCACACACAGUGCCCUCCUCCCAUGCUGACUGUAAAGUCCCAAAGCCCAGUCAGCCAACAGUGUUUCUCUCUCAAUGCUUUGACUACUGUGAACCCUGGGGCCCAGUCAUUAACAGCCCAAUCAGCGUGGCCAAAAGGCCCAAUCAGCGUCUCCCGAAGGCCCAAUCAGCGUCUCCAAAAGGCCCAAUCAGCGUCUCCAAAAGGCCCAAUCAGCGUGGCCAAAAGGCCCAAUCAGCGUCUCCCAAAGGCCCAAUCAGCGUCUCCAAAAGGCCCAAUCAGCGUCUCCAAAAGGCCCAAUCAGCGUGUCCAAAAGGCCCAAUCAGCGUCUCCAAAAGGCCCAAUCAGCGUCUCCAAAAGGCCCAAUCAGCGUCUCCAAAAGGCCCAAUCGGCGUCUCCAAAAGGCCCAAUCGGCGUCUCCAAAAGGCCCAAUCAGCGUCUCCAAAAGGCCCAAUCGGCGUCUCCAAAGGCCCAAUCAGCGUCUCCAAAAGGCCCAAUCGGCGUCUCCAAAAGGCCCAAUCGGCGUCUCCAAAAGGCCCAAUCGGCGUCUCCAAAAGGCCCAAUCGGCGUCUCCAAAAGACCCAAUCAGGGUCUCCAAAAGGCCCAAUCGGCAUCUCCAAAAGGCCCAAUCAGCGUCUCCAAAAGGCCCAAUCGGCGUCUCCAAAAGGCCCAAUCGACAUCUCCAAAAGGCCCAAUCAGCGUCAGAAGGCUCAAAUAUCAUCUCCAAAAGGCCCAAUCGGCGUCUCCAAAAGGCCCAAUCGGCGUGGCCAAAGGCCCAAUCGGCAUCUCCAAAAGGCCCAAUCAGCGUCUCCAAAAGGCCCAAUCGGCGUCAGAAGGCUAAAAUAUCACCUCCAAAAGGCCCAAUCGGCGUCAGAAGGCUCAAAUAUCAUCUCCAAAAGGCCCAAUCAGCGUCUCCAAAAGGCCCAAUCGGCGUCUCCAAAAGGCCCAAUCGGCAUCUCCAAAAGGCCCAAUCGGCGUCUCCAAAAGGCCCAAUCGGCGUCUCCAAAAGGCCCAAUCGGCGUCUCCAAAAGGCCCAAUCGGCGUCUCCAAAAGGCCCAAUCGGCGUCUCCAAAAGGCCCAAUCGGCGUCUCCAAAAGGAUCAAUCGGCGUCAUCCGCCGCCAUCAUAUCAGAUAUAAUUUCAUUUAAAUGUGCUGUCGGCGCUUUUGCCGGGUUUUUUUCUACGUUAAUUUUUCCACUAUCAAUGCUUUCAACAUUUUUCUUUUUUUAUUGACAUUUUUUUUACCCUUUUUUUUAUUUAUUUAUUUUUUUUACACUUUUUGAAUUUUAACAAUUUUUUUAGAUUUUUUUUUUUCAAGUUUUUUUCUGAUGUCUUUGUCGCUUUUCUUUUUAUCACCUAUUAUUGAGGGUAUUUAGGAAGUCUUUUGUCGUUUUUCUUCUACAUUUUAGUCUCUUUUUCUAUGUUUUGUU
Molecule: messenger RNA, 1501 nt
Organism: Perca fluviatilis (European perch)
Lineage: Eukaryota; Metazoa; Chordata; Actinopteri; Perciformes; Percidae
Product: collagen alpha-2(I) chain-like
Exons: 6
Coding region: 1-1209 (402 amino acids)
Source: RefSeq, a predicted model, not a curated record